AUGGCGCACAAGCAUGGAUGAUUGUAUUUUGUGUUUGGAAAAAUUACCGAAAAAGAACAGAAGAAAUAUUUACAGUGACACGUUUUUUGUGAAGAAACAGUUAAAUGAGGUAUUAGGUUUUGUACCCGAACAGGGAAAGCAUUCAUCGCCCCAAUACACUUGCUACAGGUGUUUUAACAAACUGAAUAAGCUAUGCAAGAUUGAAUAUGAAUUAGAAAACAAAUUAUCAGCACUUAAAAGAGAAAAAUGUGACAUUAUCAAUGAACUUAGACCAAGUCGGAAUGUUUUAUUGUCUCCAGCAAAGAAAGUCCCCUCGGUCAAUUUUGGCGGUGCCUCUAGUUCCAUCCAAACUCCAAGGAAGUUAACAAAACGUGUCAUCUUAAGGACUCCCACACCACGCAAAAAUAAGAAAGUCUUUCGAGAUCCACAGCAAAAUAUUAAAAAAACAGUCAGGAAAAGACUAGCAGACGAUCAGCUGACACCAAGCAAAGUAAAGGUGCAUUUUAGAGGAAAAAAUGAUUCAAAAGUAAGGACAUGCUUUAUUAAAGACAGUCCUUGGGUGGCAGUAUUAAAAUCCCUGUUUAAGAGUGUAUGUGAAGAGCUGAAAGAGAAAGCACCAAUGCUGUAUGAUGUACUUCAAACAGUUACCAAGAAGAAAAAUGAUUGCCGAUUAUCUGUUGCUGCAUCAGUUUUGCUUUGGAACAGAAAUAAGCACAUGUCACAACUACAUCACAUCAUUGGGCAGAUUCUAGAUCAUGGAGGUGCAACAGAUGAGACUAUUCAAACUCUUUCGGAAAUGGGAUUGUCCAUUGGGCCACAGUCAGUCUCAAUUAAGAGAGGAAAACUUGUCCAAAUAAAUAAAGAGAAGCUAAAUGAUAUUUUCCAGAAACAGAUUGAUCAGACUGUUUUGAAGCAUUGCAUAUCAUUAAGCAAGAGUGCAGAAAAAUCCAUUUUGGAGUAUGAACCAGAGCCGGCGGAAAAAACAGAAUCAGGUACAUCUGAUAUUCAGUAUUUUGAUUUGGUCAAUUCCUUUAAGACAUCCCAAACAAAUCAGUCCUUUACGAGCCCAUCUGAGCAUUCUUGCUUGACAAUAUCAAGCAAUGAUUAUGAGAUGAGAAAGAAAAUGUUUAUCGAUGUCUACGGCCAAAACACUUUACCCGAGUCAGCGCAGGUACAUGUAUUACGUAAUCCAACCACAGAGGUGAAAUCACUGACUUUGAACACCAAACUUGGCAGUAUAGAGUUUCCAAGUUUACCCUCAAGACCACUGAAGCAUUUUCAGUUAGAAGAACCGGUCAAUGUAAUUGCCAAGCAUGAUAGAAGUAGCAUGAUUUUGAAAGACUUUAUAACAAGAAAUGCUGAUCAGAUGUCACCCACUAUACCAAGGUUUGAAAUCAUUGGAGACAACUUAGACCACACUAUAUCACCAACAAACAUGACUAAAGAUAAACAGAGGAAAAGCCUCCAUUGGUUUCUUAAUGUGGCAGUUCAAAGAAGAGUGUUGGCAGAUGAUUUACCUAGUGAUAAGCCUAAAGCAGAUAUUUUGAAGGUACCUAAUAGUGAGUUUUUACCUAGCAGGGAAGACUGUGAAAGUUUCCACAUCAAUAUGAUCUAUCAUAUUGCAUUAGUUGUUACUAAGAACAUUGACUGUCUGCAGCCAUUUGCACAAUGUGUCCCCAAAUAUAUUGAUCAUCCGUAUUUGAAAGAGCUGUCUGAAAAAUCAGUGUAUAACAUUGUAGACCUACUCGAUAAAAGUGAAAAUAAGUCUGAUGACAUGAUUUCAAUUCUCGAACAUGUGCAUAAACAUUAUGUCCCACAUUCUGGUGAAGAUAUUGUAGAGAAAAUUGUAUUUGGUGGGGAUGUCCUCACCAAUGAACGGGCAUACUCUAGCCAGCUGGCUAUGAUAAACAAUGAAAGUGAUUUUAGUCGCCUUACAGGAAUUGUUCAUAGGCCAGAGGGUCUCCAUCGGAUCAUGAAUUUACUCUUGACCAUUUAUCAGCAAUUCUACAAGCCUUCAUCCGCUGCAGAUCAAGGGACUUUGUUUCAAUUGCGCAAUGUCCUGCAGAGACGAGACGUUAGUGGACCAGAUGGUGUCACUGAGAAUUUUAGGUCUCACAUGACAUUCAUCAGGGACUGUUUAGAUGCCUUUCUUCUCACAGCCUGUAUGGAGGUGUUGGACAUCAAGAGCCUUGAUGAAAAACCUAAAAGGACCAUUCUUCCAGAAUUAUUACAUCUUCAAAGUAAAGAAGACCAGUAUGAUUGGAUAAAAGAGCUUUGUUUCCAGAUCUUGAACACUUUUGUCUACAUUGAAGAAGAUAGUUUGCAAACUGUCACAGCACAAGCUGCAGAAAUGGACAACAAGGAGCUUUUGAUGAGUGAAAUGUAUCAAGAUGAAUCAAAGCAGGACACAGAGGAUGCUUUCAAAUUUGGUGAUGGAAUACGUAUAUUUAGAAAUGCAAAGUUUGAAAUGAUGUGUGCUGAUAUUGCUAACCAUUCCAAAUAUAAACUGUGGCUUUGGCGACUCUUAGCCUACGAGUGUUCUCUCCUAUCACCACGUGAGGCAUUUGAGUACAAGUGGAAUUGUUCCUCAAAUAUUCAUGGAGGGACUGGGAAAAAUAUCCCUAAUGACAAUCUCGUUGAAAUAUGCGUACAUGUUAUAAAGAAGAAAAUGAGACAGCAGGGUGCAAAUCUAACUUUUGAAAGUGCUAAGAAGAUUGCCUCGUGUGUGCAAAUGCAGGAAGAAAUAAAGUCCAGUGUUCAGAAACAGCUUGGCAUGAAAACCUCAGGUCAAUCCAAACCUACUGUGGAUAAGAAAAAAGAUCUUCAACUGAUCAUUAUGGAACUUAAAGCUAAUGACAUUUUCAGUUACAUUCCUGGGAGGGAAUUCAGUGCUUUUAAAAGUUUUCAGGACAUUUUUUCGCGUGUUAAUGUGGUUCAACUUCACAAAUGGAUAACAAAACAAAAAGAAAGAGCAAGUUAUGAACAGUAA
This is a messenger RNA of Saccostrea cuccullata (small rock oyster), 2989 nucleotides long. RefSeq lists its product as uncharacterized. The transcript is spliced from 8 exons. The coding region runs from base 14 to 2989 and encodes 991 amino acids. The record is from RefSeq and is a predicted model, not a curated record. NCBI's taxonomy places the organism in Eukaryota, Metazoa, Mollusca, Bivalvia, Ostreida, Ostreidae.